This is a messenger RNA of Sitodiplosis mosellana (orange wheat blossom midge), 4493 nucleotides long. Its product is annotated as sterol regulatory element-binding protein 2-like. Gene Ontology annotation, biological process: regulation of transcription by RNA polymerase II. Bases 932 to 4195 code for a protein of 1087 amino acids. The transcript is spliced from 4 exons. Lineage: Eukaryota; Metazoa; Arthropoda; Insecta; Diptera; Cecidomyiidae. Gene Ontology annotation, cellular component: nucleus. The record is from RefSeq and is a predicted model, not a curated record. Gene Ontology annotation, molecular function: protein dimerization activity; DNA-binding transcription factor activity, RNA polymerase II-specific; RNA polymerase II cis-regulatory region sequence-specific DNA binding.
AAAUGAAUAUGUGUGUGUUAUUGUAUAUGUGACAAUGCGAAUGAGUGAUACAACAAUAAUUCACGGGCGUGAAUACGACGUAUACUUGCUGAAAUCACUUUGUAUUUAAUUUUCGAAAAAAUCAUACUUAAUUUAGCAUUGUUUAAACGAAAUGUUUAUGCUGUUCGCAAAUUUCAUGAGAUUCCGAGGUGCAUGACAUGAAGUGCGUCAUCGAAUAUUUGUUGGUUUUUAAUCUGAAAUGAGAAAUAUCUCAUAACGAUUGCAGUAGUAGCUCGAAGGCGUUUGACGUUUGUGCCUACAAAGAAAAGAAAUUACGCAGAAGCACGCCGCGAAAUGCACAGAGUGAAAAUAGAUUGGCAAAAUAAAUAACACACCAAAUCCAUCUUUCUAACACAUAUUUGGGCAGAAACCAGUUUUGCCGUGAUUGAUAAAAAUUGCAUAUUGCGGAUGGUUUUAAAAUAUACAAACAGAACGAACGGAGAAAGAGAAAGAGACGAUAGACGAAAAUUAGGGGGCCCGAAUCAAAAGGAAAAAAUAAAUAAAAUUAAAAAAGAAAAUAAAAACGAAACGCAUAAUUAUUCCAAGAUGGAUCGUAUUUGGAACAUUUCUAACAAGACAAAUCGAAUCAAUGUGUGAAUAAGGGAGAAAUAUAUUAUUUUUAUGUUGUUAGUACGAGUGCAAAACGACGACGAUUAUCAGAAGUGACGCAAUUUGUGUUGAACGAGAAAAUAAAAGUGUAAGAAAAAAAAAUUGCUAUUGCUUUGCCUGAAAGUCAAAUUAACACACUGUUUGUCAGCGCACAUAAUUCGUAUUGCGAGAUAUACUUGACGAGUGCACUGUGAAUUUUUUUUUCCUUCGUUUUUUUUCUCUCUCUCGUAUAUAUAUAAAAAAAAACAAAGACGACUACGACUAUACGGCCCAUAGUGUCAACAUGGAAUUUUCGGAAAAUCUAGAGUCAUUCAGUCAUUUUAAUAAUGAUCCGUUUUGUAAUUUACUCGACGAAGAAAUUCCACAGAAUAUUUUCGAUGAAUUAAUGAACGAUGUGAAUUGCAAUGCGCUUGGAUUUGACAUGAACUCGGUGUCAUCGGAAGACAGUGGCCGAUCGAGUUCAUCAUACGAUGAUUUGGGAUCAAGAUUGGAUACAUUCAGUGAUCAGGCGAUGUUAGAAGUGCCUCAAAUCAAAACUGAACUGAUAAAGCAGGAGCAUGUUGAAGAGGAACCAAAGUCACCGAGCCAUUUUGUGUACGGCUCCAAAAAUAUAAGCAAUCACAAUGCCAACAUCAAUGUGACGACAGCAAUUGAACCGAUUGAAGUGUCACGACCGGCAGUAUUUGCCACCACACAACAGACCUUUACACAAAUUCAACAGCCACAAUUUGUGUUGUCACAACCGAAAAUUGUCGUGAAACAGGAGCCCAUCAAGUUUCACACCCAAUCGAACACACAGCAAAUUUUCACAUUGCAAACGGUGAAUGGACAACAGUUUGUGGUCACAAAUGCAAAUCAAACACCUGUACAUACGAUUGUCAAUGGAACCACCGGAAUUCUAACCAAAAUUCCAGUCGUACCCGUCACAAGCAUCAUACAACAACAACAACAACAACCGCCACCACCACCACCCAUCACAACGCCCAAAACAACAAAUAUGACAACGGUCGCGCUACAGCCAACCAAAUUAACAGUUAAAUCGACAACCAACACACCACCGCAGACCGUAAAACCUAGCAAAAAAUCUGGGCACAACAUUAUUGAACGACGUUACAGAACAUCUAUCAAUGACAAAAUCACCGAGCUGAAAAAUUUAGUGACCGCCGGAACUAGUGCAGCCAAUGCAAAAAUGAAUAAAUCGGGCAUAUUAAAGAAAUCAAUCGAUAAGCUGCGUUCGUUGGAAAUUGAAAAUGUUGAAUUAAAAGUGGAAAAUCAGCGAUUACGUCAAAUGCUUGGCAUGAAAGCAAUAUCCGAUGCUGGUUCGCCGUUAUCACCGCCCAUAUCGAAUUCCAGCUCGCCAAUGCCACAAAUAAUGUCCGAACCAACAACACAAAUGAACAAUUCCGAUCCAUUAAUUACACCGAAAACCGAGACUGAUCACAAAGUGGUUUUCAUUCAACGCGGCCUAAGCCCCCAUUCCAAAUUCGCAUUAUGUAUUUUUAUGUUUGCCGUUGUAAGUUUAAAUAGUUUCGGUUCGCUCAUUCUUAACGAUCAACGUCCGAACAUUGAUUUGGCCGAUGGCAAUUAUAACAUGGAAAUGGCACGUCGUGCCAUUCUCUCCAAUAUGAUUGAUGACCCAUACACAAUGUUCUUCAAUUGGAAAAAUUUGGCAGUGUCUGUGGUGAAUUUUCUCAUUGUUAUGGCAUGUUUGAUAAAAUUGUUGGUUUACGGUGAACCAAUUGUUGAUCGUACACAUUGCAAAUCGAAUGACAUGGUGAAAUUGACACAGGCUACCGAAGCCCACUUCAAAAAUGGUAAUUUGGCCGCAGCUACACUCGGAUACAUGCGACAAUUGCAACAGUAUGGCAUUUGUUUGCCAUCGUGCACAAGCAUCACCUGGUUUGAGUGUUUAACCUAUACCACAUGGCAAGCGAUUCGAAUGUUCAUAUUUCGUUUGCCAUUUGGCACCUGGUUGUCACACAAAGUUGGCGGCCUGUUUUGCUCAAAGGAUACGCGUACGCAAGCGAUGAGCACAUACAAAGAGAUUGGAUGGAUUUUGCAUCGAUUGAAUCAAAUCGAUUUGAUGGAUCUGCAGAAGAAAUCGAGCGAAGAGAAGAACAGCAAACGUCGUCAGAUUUACGGUAUGAUGGUGACAUUGUAUGCCGUGAAUAUGUGCGAAACAGCUGAACCGCUGAUGUAUACCAAAGAGAUGGUUGAAGUGUAUUUGACGGUCGCCCUGCGUCUGAAGUCAAUGAAUAAACUACGCCUCAUAUCAUCAUACUACUUGCGAAAGGCAAAGUUUUUCCAUUUGCUUGGAACCACACAGAAUCGCCAAUUCGAUUGGAUUUUCAGUGAGCAUGGCUAUAAAUUUGUGUCAAAAUUGAAAACCAGCUUUGGCAACGUUGAUUUUGAACGUGACAAUCAACUGGACGUCAUCGGAGCUAGCAAUGUGAGCUACGAGCCAAUUACACAGAUUCAGCAGCGAUAUUGUAAAUAUGUGAUCAUCAAAUCGUUGGAAAAUUUGUUGGGCUUUCGAAGAAAUACCGAAUCGUGUCCGGUUGCAAAACAAACCGAUGACCGAAACCAACCGAUCGAACAGACACAAAUGAUGAAGGUGCUAAUGCUAACAAAGCAUCUCGAGGACGCAAUUCACACGGACAAUGACAAUGAUUUUGUAUCGAUUUCGUGGAUAGCACGAAUUAUCACCGUUGCAGCCAAUUGGACUAUGAACGAUUUGGAAAAAUGUGACCAGCUGUAUGGAGCGAUCGAUGAAUUUCCGCAACGUUUGCGCGGAACGAAGAGCAAGGAGAAGGCGCUGUUGAAAUCAUUAUACGUGAUUUAUUUGGCGAAGCGUGAAUUUGUGCAUCGAACCAGAGGCGGUACCUUGACACCCGAUAAAAUGCGCAUCAUUUUAAAUCGCUGCAAUAUCGCUAGUUGCUUGCUACAAAACUAUUUGACAUACAAUCGUUCGCAGAACAUCCAACCCAGCACAUUGAUCCGGCUCAUUCAGAUUCUAACCUGCGAUUGGUUGCUUGAAAUUCGAAGCGAAUGCUGGGAAAUAAUGCAGAGCACUGCGGCCGCAGCAACAUCAAAUGAUUGCGAUGACGAAGGGAUUAGCGAACCAUCGUCACACUUCUCACAAUUGGAAUUGUAUCAAUUGGACCUGACCAAUUUGUACUUGAUCUUUGGUACAAAGCAAAUGGGCAUGUCACGUAUCAAUUUAUACGAAGCCAUUUACCGCUUGAUGGCCAAUGCACUUCCAUUGGAAACGCAUCGGCUGCUUGAUCGAAACAUAAUGAUAAUGCGUCAGUCGAAACCAAAUUUAAUUUGUGUGGUCGGAAGCAAGGGUAACUCAGACGAUUUGUAUGUGUGCGGUGAACGAGAACGAGCCCGAUCAAUGAUGCUCGUUUGCAAAUAUUUGCAAGCUCAAGUGGGCAUCGAACGUGCCGGCCUUUUGACACAAGCCGCAACGAUAUUCAAACAAAUCGGAGACACGGUGAAAACCAACGAAUGUCAUCUUCUGUUGAAUAUGGUUAAUGGUGAUUAGGUUUCGGUAUAGUGUUAUUUUAGUGCAUUAGCACAUGAUCAUACAAAUAGACGAUGUUCUCAGCGCGGAGAUUAAAUGAACAAUUAUCAAGCAUUGCUAUGGCUGCAAUCGUAUUUCUUACACAUACGUUUAACAAAACAAAAAGAAAAAAUGGCUUUUUAUAUAGCUAAACGAAUCAAGAUGAGAUACUGAUAAAUUACAAUACAAAAAAUGAAUUACUAGACUUAAGCGGCACAUUGUUUUGCCUCUUUAUCGAACGGACAGUUCAUAUUAAUAAUCUUUUCGGUAUCAUUUUGCU